AUGGCGGACACUGAGGCUCCUGGACAGGCCCUGAGUGAGGACUGGAAGGAGCAGAAGGCCCCUUCCUGGGCUCUGCUAACUCCUCCUCUCUCCCCUUCUUACAGGAACCUUUUGGACAAAGACAUGUUUUCCAAGUCUGACCCACUGUGCGUCAUGUAUACUCAAGGGAUGGAGAACAAGCAGUGGAGGGAGUUCGGACGCACUGAGGUCAUCGACAACACUCUCAACCCCGACUUCGUGCGCAAAUUCAUUGUGGAUUACUUCUUCGAGGAGAAGCAGAACCUCCGUUUCGACCUAUACGACGUUGACUCGAAGAGCCCUGACUUAUCCAAACACGAUUUCCUGGGCCAGGCCUUCUGCACCCUCGGAGAGAUUGUGGGGUCCCCCGGGAGCCGCCUGGAGAAGCCCCUCACGAUAGGAGCGUUCAGCCUGAACUCCAGGACGGGCAAACCCAUGCCAGCUGUGUCCAGCGGAAGUGGUCUUUGGAUGGACAGAACCACAGGCCUGGAAGCCUCUGGCGGUGUCCCAGGGAAGAAGUGCGGCACCAUCAUCCUGUCCGCUGAGGAGCUCAGCAACUGUCGGGAUGUGGCCACAAUGCAGUUCUGUGCCAACAAGCUGGACAAGAAAGAUUUCUUUGGGAAGUCCGACCCGUUCCUGGUGUUCUACAGAAGCAACGAGGAUGGAACGUUCACCAUCUGCCACAAGACCGAGGUCAUGAAGAACACCCUAAACCCAGUGUGGCAAACUUUCUCCAUUCCCGUGAGAGCCCUCUGCAACGGGGACUAUGAUCGGACCAUCAAGGUGGAGGUGUACGACUGGGAUCGAGAUGGCAGCCACGACUUCAUCGGGGAGUUCACCACCAGCUACCGGGAGCUGGCCCGCGGGCAGAGCCAGUUCAACAUCUACGAGGUGGUAAACCCCAAAAAGAAAAUGAAGAAAAAGAAAUAUGUGAAUUCUGGCACCGUCACGCUGCUGUCCUUUGCCGUGGAGUCAGAGUGCACAUUUCUUGACUACAUCAAAGGAGGGACCCAGAUCAACUUCACAGUGGCCAUCGACUUCACGGCUGGGAACCCCUCGCAGUCCACGUCCCUGCACUACAUGAGCCCCUACCAGCUGAACGCCUACGCGCUGGCGCUGACCGCCGUCGGGGAGAUCAUCCAGCACUACGACAGCGACAAGAUGUUCCCCGCCCUCGGCUUCGGGGCCAAGCUGCCCCCCGACGGCCGGGUGUCCCACGAGUUUCCGCUGAACGGCAACCAGGACAACCCCUCGUGCUGCGGCAUCGACGGCAUCCUGGAGGCCUACCACCAGAGCCUGCGCACCGUGCAGCUCUACGGCCCCACCAACUUCGCCCCCGUCGUCACCCACGUGGCCAGGAAUGCGGCCGAGGUGCAGGACGGCUCCCAGUACUCCGUGCUGCUCAUCAUCACCGACGGGGUCAUCUCAGACAUGGCGCAGACCAAGGAGGCGAUCGUCAACGCUGCCAAACUGCCCAUGUCCAUCAUCAUCAUCGGCGUGGGCCAGGCAGAGUUCGAUGCCAUGGUGGAGCUGGACGGCGACGAGGUGCGGAUCUCCUCCCGGGGGAAGCUGGCGGAGCGGGACAUUGUUCAGUUCGUGCCCUUCAGGGACUACGUGGACCGCACGGGCAACCACGUGCUGAGCAUGGCGCGCCUGACACGAAUCCAUUCUUCUUGGAGGAAACGCCAAGCCUGCAAACAGCUACGUGAGCACGACAAGGUCACAGCCUUGCCCGGCGAGGAACGGGCCGGCUUUAACGAGCAGAGGGCUUUGUCGUUCACGGGCCAUGCCGGCUAG
Messenger RNA from Myotis davidii, 1815 nucleotides. RefSeq names its product copine 5 (gene CPNE5). Gene Ontology annotation, cellular component: plasma membrane. Gene Ontology annotation, biological process: cellular response to calcium ion. The coding region runs from base 1 to 1815 and encodes 604 amino acids. Gene Ontology annotation, molecular function: calcium-dependent phospholipid binding. The record is from RefSeq and is a predicted model, not a curated record. The transcript has 24 exons. Lineage: Eukaryota; Metazoa; Chordata; Mammalia; Chiroptera; Vespertilionidae.